AUGGCCGCGUUCCCUUCGAGCCCCGCCGCCUGCGCCGAGAGCGCGGCCGCCUACACCGAGAGAGCCGCCGCAUCCGCAUUGAGCGCGGCCGCUUCCGCCGAGAGGGCAUCUGCGGCAGCUGACAGGGCAGCUGUAGCAGCCAAGACGGCUGUAGCUGCUGCUGCGACGACGGCUGUGAACGCCGAGUGCGCUCGAGCUGCCGCCCGUGCCGCUGAUGUCGCUGGCCCGGAAGAGCAGUUUGAAAUAUUCAAGGUGGCUUGCGAUGCCGAAGCUGCCAAAGAAAAGUUGAAGUACAUGAAGGGGCUUCAAGAGAGGAACAUGGGGUGCCACCACCUCAGAAGCCGUGAUUACACGGGGAAGAGGUCCAUAUGGUCCAAGGAGGACGCGAAACGCGAAAGUCUGGGCAUCCCAGACCCCUUGGCGGAGCUCACUGUCCCGCAGUAG
Molecule: messenger RNA, 444 nt
Organism: Aegilops tauschii subsp. strangulata
Lineage: Eukaryota; Viridiplantae; Streptophyta; Magnoliopsida; Poales; Poaceae
Source: RefSeq, a predicted model, not a curated record